Astrephomene gubernaculifera is the source of this 816-nucleotide messenger RNA. The record is from the annotation of a GenBank genome assembly. NCBI's taxonomy places the organism in Eukaryota, Viridiplantae, Chlorophyta, Chlorophyceae, Chlamydomonadales, Astrephomenaceae.
GUUAUACAGAACCAUAUUACACUAAAGCCGCAUAAGAAACAAAAAUGCUUUCGCGCGCAGCUUCAUCUCUAGGCUUCGCUUGGACGCGUGCCGCUGCGGCUUAUAGCCUGCCUUCAACUUCCUAUGCUUUCUCAUCCGCUAGUUCAGGCCAGCAAGAUGAAGGAAUUUCCGAAGAGCGUCGGCGAGGGAUAGUCAACAAGCUGCUUUAUCGUAGCAAGCAGCGAGGGUUCCUUGAGCUGGACCUGCUUAUGGGUCUGUGGGCGGAGACGAACAUUCCGAAGAUGAGCAUGGAGCAGCUGAAGGACAUGUCACGCGUGCUGGACGAGGAGAACCCCGACCUAUUCAAGUGGCUGACGGGGCAGCUGCAGCCGCCAGAGCACCUGACCCAGAACCCCGUCUUCGAGGCGCUCCGAGGCCAUGUGGCGCAGCAGCUGCUGGAGUCCUCACCCGCGGCGGCGCGCGCGGCUGCGGGGCGUGACUGGGUGCGCGGCUGGGACGACAGCUGGAGGGGAGCUAACACCCAGAAGCAACCGGAGAGCAAGCAGCAGUAAGGAAACACCUUACACGGAGCGCUUUCAUCUAUGUACUGAGCGGUUGAGAGAGGAGAGCAGCGUACGGAAGCCCGGAUUGCCGCAUCGCAUGCAUUUCAUGCUGGGUGGCGGAUGAAUAUUUGCGUCUGGCACUUCUGUGGGGUGAUUGUUGUUGUUUACCGGCUUGGUAUUCGGCGAGAAACAAUCGACCGUUUGAUGUCACUGACACAGUUGGAAGAUGUUCUUACGUCGCGAACUUGUUCCACGCUGUAACCACACUGCACAA